This is a messenger RNA of Rodentolepis nana, 774 nucleotides long. The record is from the annotation of a GenBank genome assembly. Lineage: Eukaryota; Metazoa; Platyhelminthes; Cestoda; Cyclophyllidea; Hymenolepididae.
AUGAAAACUCGUAGUACUCCAGAAGAACCUCCUAACAUAGCAGCUGGCGUAAAAGCUCGAAGGACAGCUCGUAUGGGCUCUCCGUCUUUACGAGUAAAUACCGAUUUGCAAAAUGAUGAAGGCAGUAAUUCUCAACCUGGACCAUCAGCCUCUCAACAGAAAACUGAAGAGCCUGCCUCCAAACCGCGUCAAAAACCAAAAGUUCCUUUACGAGAGCUGUGGACACUAGAAGACCGAAGGUUAUUCUUUGAGGGUGUUCGUAUUUAUGGUCGUAAUUACAGAGAGAUCGCUCGUUAUAUCCAAUCUCGAGGCCAUCGAGUGGAUAUAUCCACGGGCGCUUUUGCUAAUCAAGCUUCAACAUCUUGUGAAGCCUCAGGUACUGCAACGAAGCCAAAUGCCCCAACCGUAAUUUCUCCAGUUGCAGCUGCUGCCGGUCUAUUGCCUAAUAACCCCGCAACUGCACAAUCUGUAGGUCGUACCAAGGCCCAAGUGCGUGUGUUCUAUCAGCAAACUUGGCACAAACUUCGAAAGUACGUCACCUUUCCUGAGGAGGUUCCGUUGCAUGUUCGUGAGGUCUAUGCCAUUGUCAACUGAUUCCCUUUUAAAGAGGAUAUUCUCAUUGUUCAUGAUACCUAUUCUGUCAGUUUUAUUCUGGAUUUCUGCCCUAUAAUGUCUGAUGUUGAUCAGGCUAUCUCUGUUUACUUCCAUUUUUACACAGACAGGAAAGUAACAUUCCGCCACUCGUUUGUUCAAUGUCAUGCAUCCUUUCAAUAG